CAAUUUGCGAUAUGCAAGCAACAUUCGCGGACAAUCCAUCGACAACGGAAACACUCCCGCGCCAGCGGAAGCCUUCUCCUCUUCCCCCGGGAGCCAUUGCGGAAGAACCAGCAACACCGGAGAAAAUCUUCUUCGAUGACGGUGCCCCCAUUCUUGUCUCUUACGAGGAGAUCCCCGAAUGGUAUCAAGACAAUGAAUUUAUUCGACACGGCUAUCGACCUGUCUCCAAUUCCACCCAUGCGUGCUUCGCCAGUUGGCUAUAUCUGCACAAUGAAACCGUGAACAUCUAUUCGCAUCUAGUUCCAGCCGUCUUCUUUCUCGCAGCAGAGGGCAUGUUCCAUCAGUAUCUUCAAGUCAGAUACCCAGAAGCCACGUUAUCCGACCACGCCAUCUUUGCCUUCUUUCUCCUGACUGCUGUUAUAUGUUUGGGUCUGUCGACUACCUAUCACACAUUAAUGAAUCACUCCCUCCAGGUCUCGGAAUUGUGGUUACGACUCGACUUUGUUGGUAUUAUUGUCCUGACCCUGGGAGAUUUCGUCUCGGGUAUCUACAUGGUCUUCUAUUGCGAGCCUCUAUUGCGACGGAUAUACUGGGGCAUGAUCAUCUCACUGAGCUGCAUCACAAUAAUGAUCCUCGUGAACCCCAAGUUUCAAGGACCCUGUUGGCGCACCUUCCGUGUCGGCACCUUUGUCGGCACUGGACUAUCUGGCUUCGCACCUCUAAUCCACGGUACAGCAUCUAUGGCUUUGCCCAAAUGAUGGUACAGUCCGGCAUGCCAUAUUACCUAGGCGAAGGAGGGCUCCUCAUUCUAGGUGCACUUUUCUAUACUAUGCGCAUGCCAGAAUCAAUGAAACCUGGGAGACUUGACAUUUUCGGUUGCUCUCACCAAAUAUUUCAUGUCCUGGUCGUCCUUGCCACGGUUGUUCAGCUGGUUGGCAUUCUCUCCGCGUUUGAUUAUAACUACAACCAUGGCGAAUGCAGGCUGCCAUGACGUGACGAUUUCUCAGCCAUAUGACCCCUCAGUUAUAACGAUACAUAUCUUAUAUCCGCGCUCAUUUCAUCUGUGUUUACUAGAGAUGGUGGUAUAAAGACGAAGUUCGGCACUUACUAUUAUACGCUAC
This is a messenger RNA of Aspergillus eucalypticola CBS 122712, 1121 nucleotides long. Its product is annotated as hemolysin-III family protein. The transcript is spliced from 3 exons. Gene Ontology annotation, molecular function: signaling receptor activity. Gene Ontology annotation, cellular component: membrane. Bases 12 to 758 code for a protein of 248 amino acids. The record is from RefSeq and is a predicted model, not a curated record. Lineage: Eukaryota; Fungi; Ascomycota; Eurotiomycetes; Eurotiales; Aspergillaceae.